Molecule: messenger RNA, 3388 nt
Organism: Ailuropoda melanoleuca (giant panda)
Lineage: Eukaryota; Metazoa; Chordata; Mammalia; Carnivora; Ursidae
Gene: ZNF598
Product: zinc finger protein 598, E3 ubiquitin ligase
Exons: 11
Coding region: 219-2774 (851 amino acids)
Biological process (GO): protein ubiquitination; rescue of stalled cytosolic ribosome
Molecular function (GO): ribosome binding; ubiquitin protein ligase activity
Source: RefSeq, a predicted model, not a curated record
UGUGGCUCUGGACGAGUGGGGAGCCUGCUGCCCCCUGGUGGCAAGGCUGGGCGUUGUGUCUCCUUGCAGAACACGCCAUGCCUGCGGGCUGCAGGUGAGAGGGGCCUAGGCAGCCCAGGACAGCAGAGACUGCUGCCUGUGGGGCCGGCAUCGGCCUUCCCACCAGGGGCUGAGUGCCUCCCUCUUCUCAGCCUGACAGUGUCCUCCACUGGGUGUCCAUGGUCCUGCUCACCAGCCCCCUCACUUGGUUCCAGGUGGUCUUCGGGAAGAAGCUUCCUGCCUUUGCCACAAUUCCCCUUCAGCAGCUGCAGUACGAGAAGAAAUAUGACAUCUACUUUGCCGAUGGAAAAGUUUUUGCCUUGUACAGGCAGCUGCUUCAGCAUGAGUGCCCGCAGUGCCCUGAGCUGCCGCCCUUCGGCCUCUUCGGGGACCUGGAGCAGCACAUGCGGAAGCAACACGAGCUCUUCUGCUGCAAGCUAUGCCUCAAACACCUCAAGAUCUUCACCUACGAGCGCAAAUGGUACUCGCGCAAGGACCUGGCGCGGCACCGCAUGCAGGGGGACCCCGACGACACGUCACACCGAGGGCACCCGCUCUGCAAGUUCUGUGACGAGCGCUACCUGGACAACGACGAGCUGCUCAAACACCUUCGCCGUGACCACUACUUCUGCCAUUUCUGUGACUCGGACGGGGCCCAGGACUACUACAGCGACUACGCCUACCUGCGCGAGCACUUCCGGGAGAAGCACUUCCUGUGUGAGGAGGGCCGCUGCAGCACGGAGCAGUUCACCCACGCCUUCCGCACCGAGAUUGACCUCAAGGCCCACAGGACAGCCUGCCACAGCCGGAGCCGCGCCGAGGCCCGCCAGAACCGCCAGAUUGACCUGCAGUUCAGCUACGCACCCCGGCACUCGCGCCGAAACGAGGGGGUCGUUGGGGGCGAGGACUACGAGGAGGUGGACAGGUACAAUCGCCAGGGCCGUACCGGCCGGGCCAGUGGUCGUGGAGCCCAGCAGAGCCGUCGAGGAAGCUGGAGGUACAAGAGGGAAGAAGAGGACCGGGAAGUGGCGGCUGCCAUCCGGGCCUCAGUGGCCGCACAGCAGCAGCAGCAGCAGCAGCAGGAGACACGCAGGAGUGAGGACCGGGAGGAGGGCGGCAGGGCCAAGAAGGAGGAGGCAGGGUUGCGGGGGCUCGAGGAGCCCCGAGGCCCCCGGCGCCCACCCCGGACUCAGGGCGAAGGUGCAGGCCUCAAGGAAGCCUCGCCAAAUGGUCCUGUAAGCCAAGAGGGCCUCCCAGCCCCUGGCCCAGCCACAGGGACCAUGCUGCCAAGCACCCUCCCACCUCCCACUUCGAAGCUCAAGGAUGAAGAUUUCCCCAGCCUCUGCGCCUCCACGUCCUCCUCCUCCUCCUCCUCGUGCUCUGCUGCCACGGCCCUGGGCCCCGUGGGGCUGGCACUGGCGUACCCUGUCCCUGCCAGGGGCAGGAGCACCUUCCAGGAGGACGAUUUCCCCGCCCUGGUGUCCUCUGCCUGCAAGCCCAGCACCGCCCCCACCAGCCUCAUUUCUGCGUGGAACAGUAGCAGCAGCAAGAAGGUGGCGCACCCCAGCACGGGGGCCCAGGCCGCUGGCGGGAGCAGCCAGCCCCCCAGGAAGGCUGGGAAGGGGGGCAAGGGCAGCAAGAAGGGUGGGCUGCCCCCCUCAGAGGAGGAGGAGGAGGACGGCCGUGCCGGCCUCACUGCCCAGGAGCUGCGAAGCGUGCCCACCACGGUAGCGGUAUCCUCCCUGCUGGCUCUGGCCUCCACCCAGACAGUCACCAAGGUUGGCAAGAAGAAGAAGGUGGGCUCGGAGAAGGCAGGUGCCGCCUCACCCCCCCCACUCCCCCCGGACAAAGAUGGGCCCCCUGGGGCUGGGCAGGCCCCCACCACGACCGCCGGCAGAGCCGAGGGGCCCAUUGCCCUCAUCGUCAACGGACACACAGAGGGCCCGGCCCCAGCUCGGAGCACACCCAAGGAACCUCCUGGGCUCCCGCGGCCCCUGGGGCCCCUCCCCUGUCCCACACCCCAGGAAGACUUCCCAGCACUCGGAGUCCCCUGCCCUCCCAGGAUGCCCCCUCCCCCAGGCUUCAACGCUGUGGUGCUCCUGAAGGGCACCCCGCCCCCGCCUCCACCCGGCCUGGUGCCCCCCGUCAGCAAGCCACCCCCCGGCUUCUCGGGCCUCCUGCCCAGCCCCCACCCAGCCUGUGUCCCCAGCACUGCCACCACCACGAAAGCGCCCAGACUGACACCUACGCCACAGGCCUACCUGGUGCCCGAGAACUUCCGGGAGAGGAACCUGCAGCUCAUACAGUCCAUCAAGGACUUCCUGCAGAGUGACGAGGCCCGCUUCGGCAAGUUCAAGAGCCACUCGGGGGAGUUCAGACAGGGCGUGAUCUCCGCAGCCCAGUAUUACAAGAGCUGCCGCGACCUGCUCGGGGAGAACUUCCAGAAGAUUUUCAAUGAGCUGCUGGUGCUCCUGCCUGACACGGCCAAGCAGCAGGAGCUGCUGUCCGCACACACGCACUUCCGGGGCCGAGACAGGCCUCCUGGCACCAAGGCCAAGAAAAACAAGAAGAGCGCGUGGCAGGCCAGCACCCGGCCGGCGGGCCUGGACUGCUGCGUGUGCCCCACCUGCCAGCAGGUGCUCGCGCACGGUGACGUCAGCAGCCACCAGGCACUGCACGCUGCCCAGGACAACGACUUCCCCUCCCUGCAAGCCAUCGCCAGGAUCCUCACGUAGCUCCCGCCGGCAUGGGCAGGAGCUGCCACACCCAUGAGCCUCCUUCCUUCUUCCUCCUUCCAGGCUGCCAUGCAGCCCGGUAAGGCCCUGGUGAGGCCGCCUGCUCAGGCCCCUCUGCCGGCCAGCCCAGCCGGGGUCGCCAAGAAGGCCCACCCUGCCCUGUCAGCACACCAUCACGUAGGAGUCCAUCCAGUUUCCUCCUGGGAAGCGGGCGAAGAUCUCUGCCUCAGUGGUGGGCUGGUCUUGGUUUGUUUUCAUGCUUUUGGAAGGUGCGAGGGGAGGGAAGGGCCGGGACGCGGGAACCUGCCCGUGCUGUCGGAGCUAGGGGCAACAGCGGCCGCCUCUAGGCCCCCUGAGCCCGAGGGCUGCAGCACCACGGCCCCCGAGCCAGAAGCUGUGGGGCCACUGGUGCCGGAGUCAGAUGUUGAGCGUGUUGUGUAAACAGUUGGCUGUUUCGUGAUUCAAGAAUGUUCAGGAUUAAAAGCAGACACGAAAUUUGCUACUUGAAGUUGAAUCUUUGUAUGAGACAAGCUGAAUCUGGGAUCUCAAAUUGCCUCUGACCUUUUAUAAGACUGUGUAUCUUCAAAUAAAUUUAUUUUGCAAUAAUGCACAAA